AUAAUUUCGUGAAUGCUUGCUUCUCUUAAUCUUUCGUUUCUACAAAUUGUGACUUGGGCGUUUUGUUUAAAUUUUGUUUCGGUUUUAAUUUAUUUUGCUUUUAGUGCGAUGAAGUCAAACUCAGAAUCGGAAGCUCCGGAAAAAUUGGACAAUGAAACUAAAUUAUCAGGCAACUGCACUAAAUUAUUAUCGCUAAAAACGAUACCAUUGGGAACCGUUAUGCUUUUCUUGGCGGCAACAGUAGGCACUGGAGUUCUUAUUGAGCUAUUACCGCACUACGCCAAAAUAAUAAGCGAAAGAAAUUCAUUCAAUUUCACAACGCAUAAGUCGCCUUAUGAGCGCUUCUACUCAAUUUAUAGCACUAGUCCCACGGAAGAGCACUUAGUUCACGUAGUUGAUAUCUUGAACCGUUUCGGUUAUAAGAGAGUUGAGUUAAACGAGAAUUGGGACUUGCUGUGGGCUCAUGACUAUCCGUUUCGCGUAUUUCCGCAUCUGAAGAAUCUUGAGGCGCAUCAAUUCGUCAAUCAUUUACCUGGCUGUGGUUACCUAACAAAUAAAGUUGACUUAUGUACUACGAAAUUACCUUUUUUGCCACGUGCGUUUCGCCUCCCAAGCCAGAGGGACGCAUUUUUGGAGUACGCAUCGGCGCAUCCGGAGGCACUGUUUGUCCAGAAGCACAACGAGCAUCGUCACAUUAAAGUUCGGUCAAUUAGUGACAUCGACUUGAACUCGAAUGAUUCGUUUGUCCAGGAGUUCAUUGAGAAACCAUUUUUAGUCGACGGUCAUAAAUUUGAUAUCGGUGUCUAUGUUGUGAUUACAUCUGUAAACCCAUUACGAGUUUACAUAUACCACGGCGAUGUUCUGUUCCGUUACUGUCCCGAAAAAUACUACCCAUUCGAUGCUGAAAUCGAGGACAAAUACGUUGUAGGGGACAACUAUUUACCUACCUGGGAAGUUCCGUCAUUACGCAAAUAUUAUAAUAGCUACGGUGGCAGUAUGCGUGCCUCUUUUGAAGCGUAUGUGCGUGACCAAGCAAUGGACCCAUCCAAAAUAUGGCCACAAGUCGAAAACAUCAUUCGUACAACUAUUUUAAGUAAAGAAGAAGAUUUAAUUGAUUCACUUCGUAGAUAUAAGAGGCACAAUUUUUUCGAUUUGUUGCGUUUUGAUCUAUUCAUUGACGAGAACCUUAAAGUAUACCUCAUGGAAGCCAAUAUGUCACCAAACCUUUCCUCUGCCCACUUCAAGCAAAACACACUAUUGUACGAACAAGUGCUUUAUAGCGUAUUCAAUCUGGUGGGAAUUCGUCCAGUGAACCAAAUAGGAGAUAAUCGAAAUGCGGUCUCUGAAAUUAUAGCGGCCGAUAAAAAUUUAGCGACUGGCUUAAACAAAUGUGCAUAUAAUGACUGCGAUAAAUCAUGCAAUAAAGAAGAAUGCAACCUAUGUCUACCCUGUAUAAGUGGAACAGAGUAUGAAUGGCUUCAGCGAGCGCAUGAUGAACACUUGCAUCGAGUUGACAUGAAGCGUAUUUUUCCCAAGCCAAUAAAUGACAUUCAAACAUUUGAUAUUGAUGCGGAAGCUAGAAAUUUGUCAAACAAAAACGCUUGGAUAACACGCUGGUUUUUUAACAAAUGUAUAUAUGACCGGACGUGGUGUAUGUAAAUAGAUGUACGUGAUUAGUAAGUUGCAUAAUAUUAGACAAAGGCAAGCGCCAUAAUAUUAAGACGGAAGGUCUGAAAUAUUUUAGAAAUGUAUCGAGCAAAAAUAGUUGACUUAUAUUAUUUGUUGUGCAAUUUGAAAAAAUUACAACUUACGAUUCGAUUUAAUUGCUUUUCAGGUCUUUAAGGCCAAUUACGCUAGCUUAAAAAUGUUAUCAAACCAUGAUUUAAAAAACAUUAAUUGAAUGUAACACUAGGCCGAGUCGGCCAUUAGCAUUGAGAGGUAACAAUACCAUAUCAGGGUACAGAACCAAUUAUUAAUUCUUAUUCUUAAAUUUAUUAUUUGUCUUAUGAAACAAGCUUAAACUCCCUAAAUUAUUAAAAUAAUGAGGUAUUGGCUAUUAUCGAAAA
Messenger RNA from Drosophila mojavensis, 2066 nucleotides. It is a transcript of the gene TTLL15, whose product is annotated as probable tubulin polyglutamylase ttll-15. Gene Ontology annotation, biological process: protein modification process. The transcript has 4 exons. Lineage: Eukaryota; Metazoa; Arthropoda; Insecta; Diptera; Drosophilidae. The coding region runs from base 13 to 1659 and encodes 548 amino acids. The record is from RefSeq and is a predicted model, not a curated record.